AUAUAAAAAAAUUUUAAUCAAUUUACGACACGGUUAUUUUUUCUUGUAGGAUUAAGUUGAUACAUCAAAAAUAUAUUAAUUUUAAUUAACGUUUUUUCCAGGUUAUUGUAAAUAUAACCAAACUUAAAUAAAAAAAAAAAAAAAAAAAUCAAUUUAAUUAAAAGUGUUGUGAAAUGAAAUGAUUCAAUUCUACAAUUUCAUCUCAUUUUCUGAAGUCGAAUCAUGAAUAAUUCUCAAGAUUGUUUUAAAAUUUCUGAGAGUAUUAAACAUGAGCCAUAUCUAUAUACGAGAAAAAAUGGUAUUGCCAUUAGAAAGCUUGUUGUCAGUAAUUUAUCCUCUGAGACACAAGAAAGGGAUAUUAAAUUUCUUUUUUCAAAAUAUGGUCAAAUUGACAAAUGUUUAUUAAGACAAGAUUGCAAAUCUAAUUGCACUCGUUGCUUUAUUACAUUCAACACUGCUGAGGAUGCUUUACAAGCAAGAAAAGCCGGAUAUGAAAAUUUUAUUCAAUUGAAUAAUCGAACUUUAACAGUGGAACCAGCAUAUUCCUGGCUUCAGACUGACAAAAAACGAAUUAAUUUAAAGAGAAAACGAGAAAAUAUAGCAGAACCAGAUGAGGAACCACCAAUCAAAAAAUUAAAUGAAGAUUGUCUCAUUCGAAUUUUUGAAUAUCUUCCAAUUACAGAUAGGCUCAGAAUUGAAAGAGUAUCAAAACAAUUUCGUUCAGCAAGUUACAAAUCCUGGAGCAAAAUUAAAUAUUUAAAAAAUUCCUCUUUCAAAUCUGACAAUACAACACGAAGUAUCAUAGCAUUUAAUAAAAUUUUACAAAGAUGCGGACGUUAUGUAACACGAGUUAGAUUAAAUUCCAACAAUAGUGAAUAUAAUGAAGAAUCACUUCGCAUUCUACCAAUUUAUUGUCAAAAAUUGCAUUCAAUUUAUGCCACUUCUCUAUCGUCAUCGACAGCAUUAAAAAUUUUAGCUCUUCGUUGUCAGAAUAUAACAAAAAUUGAAUUAUCAUUAGAAAAUUGUUUCGAAGAUUCAGAUGAUGAUUUUGCUUUAUUAUUUUCUUUAAACAGAAAAUUAAAAUAUAUUGAUAUUUGUUAUGGCUACAUGACUGGCAAUUGUCUACUGCAAUUAUCACCUGAAUCAAUACAAUCAAUAGUUUUGGAUAAAUGUUUAGCAUCUGCUGACUAUUUAAUAAAAGCUGUGAAAAAUUUUAAAAAAUUAUACGAAUUGGAUUUGACUGAUUGCGAUAUUUCUGGCCUCUUACCAGCAUUAAAAAAUUGUGCCAAUACUUUAAAUACCCUAUUUUUUCAAGAUUGUAUUUUGAGAAAUAAAAAUGAGGCCGAUUGUAUCAAGUUUUUUGUGAAUCUUCAACAAUUGUGGCUUGUCACAAAUCAAUGGAUUACUGAUAAUUUUUUUUAUCAUGUUGGCCAAAAUUGCCAUAAAAUUUCUUCUGUAUGCAUUAUAGGUUUAAAUGAAAUUACCGACAUUGGAAUUGAAAAUAUAGCGCUAUUACCAAAAUUAGAAUGGUUAAAUAUUAAAUUAUCAAUCACUGGUUCAGGAUUGGAAAAGAUGUUUAAUUUAAAAUACUUGGAAAUUAAUAGUGAGGGUUCGUUAACAGUAGAAGCGUUGUGUAAGGUUUUGCGAGGAGCAAAAAAAUUAGAAACACUCAAAAUUAAUGAAGAAAUGUACACCAGAAAUGAUUUUAAAUUAAUAAAAAUCGCUAUAGAAGUUAGUGAAAAGAGAGAAAAUAAUUUACCACUACGUUUUAUUUUUCAAACACCAUCUGAAAGAGAAAAAAUUGAACACUUGAAUGGAAUUUCUCCAAAUCUUUUUUUUGAUUUAAUUAUGCUCUUUGCAAUAUUCAUUUCUUAUCUGAAUUUCACAUAUAUGAGAUAUCGUUAAUGAAGGAAUUAAAAACACGAUAAUAAAUUGAGCCAACGAUAAAGAAAAAAAAAGAGGUAAAUAUUAUACGCUAACAAUCAGCAUUGUUCUAGAGGAAGAAAUUAAACAGCAAUCUACAAUCUAAAAAAUGUAACAUUUGAUGAAAAUCUGAAUAAGUAUAUCUUUUUGGGGAAGUUUUCUUUUUCAUUAUGCUUAUUCAACAAAAAUGAUCAAUUUAAACACUAUGUGGCGCUGCUGUGAAAAUACGAAACGUGUUCAAAGAAUAUAAUUCAUAAUUUUCAGUAGUUUUCGUACAACGUGCCAAUACAUGUGUUCGGUUUUUCAAAAGUGCCUUCAAUUAAACUUCUAAUAAAAUAUUUAUGUAA
Molecule: messenger RNA, 2270 nt
Organism: Leptopilina boulardi
Lineage: Eukaryota; Metazoa; Arthropoda; Insecta; Hymenoptera; Figitidae
Product: putative RNA-binding protein EEED8.10
Exons: 8
Coding region: 223-1905 (560 amino acids)
Biological process (GO): SCF-dependent proteasomal ubiquitin-dependent protein catabolic process
Cellular component (GO): SCF ubiquitin ligase complex
Molecular function (GO): protein binding; RNA binding
Source: RefSeq, a predicted model, not a curated record